Molecule: messenger RNA, 552 nt
Organism: Suillus plorans
Lineage: Eukaryota; Fungi; Basidiomycota; Agaricomycetes; Boletales; Suillaceae
Exons: 2
Coding region: 203-475 (90 amino acids)
Source: RefSeq, a predicted model, not a curated record
UGAGAUCUGUGAUGACCAGUAGACUCUGGAAGUGAGCUGCAAUAGCCAGGCAGAUCACUGUCCAAAUAAAGACUACGCCGUAAAUACAAGUCCUAAAGAUGUUAAAUUUUGAUGGCAUCGCUUUCCCCGUGAAUAUUCUUGAGAUAGUAGAGAGUGUAGGGAGUCGCUUGUGACGGGACGUUUGGCGUUCCCGAGUAUAGUGAUGCUGAGGAGGCUGGUUAUGCAGCUGCUGGCGGGUGGAUUGAUGUUGGCAAUUCAGGGGAAGUGGACGUGCGGGCCUCAUGAUAUAGUACGGAAAGUAUGCGUACACGAGGUGGAGGGGCGUUUGAUUCUCGUAAAUCUAACUUGUGACGGCGUGGCGUGUACCGUGCAAUUCAAGGCGUGGCAGACCUCAACGAUCAGGAAUCCGGGGGAAACACGAGUCGUGCGUCCGCUCAAACGCAGCAGGAAAGUCAGGCAUUCUUUUAACGACUGAAAAAUUUCGGCCUUCUAAGCAAUAUUGUGGAAGACAGGUACUAAUCCGCGUAAACGCCUCGAGGCAGAUCACUUGAC